CUCCCUGCACACCCAGCUGCCAGCCCAGCCCUGCCCGCACCCCCCACAUCAUUCCCUGUGUCCCGCACCCUCACCUCGCCUCUCCCGGUGCCAGUGCGAUCCCAUCGCGAUCCAUUAUCGCUACGGGCGACCGUGUCUCUUUAACAGGCUCCGCUGGUGACACGCGUGUGCGUGUGUGCAAACGCGCGUGUGCGUGUGCUCCCAGCUCCCUGGGCUGGCUGGCAGGAGGGACCCCCCUUCUCCAUCCCCCCGGAUCCGGAUCCGGCCCCAUUCCCCCCCUCCACUCCCCGCUUAUUUUUCCUGUUGUUUCGCGGGGUUGGGGCGGGGGCCGGGCGGGAUCCGGCCCCUUUGCCAACGGGGAUUUUUGGGGGGAUUAUUCCCGGUUUUCUUCCUGGUGGUUUUUUUUCCUGCAACCGAGAGAAGACGGGCACAAGGCAUGGCAUGAGCUUCGGGAGACGGGGCUGGAGAGAGACCUGUGGAAGAUGUCGAGCCCGAGAAACGGCGACACCAAGCCCCCAUGUUUGCCCCGCAAUGGACUGGUGAAGAUCCCCACGCAACCCAACGGCCUCGGCUCCGCCAGCAUCACCAAAGGCACCCCCGCCAUGAAAAACCGCCUGUGCCAGCCUUCCUCCGUGCCUGCCAUCCUCAGCCCGGCCUUAGCCCACCGCAGCGACCUGCCCAUCCCCAGCCUGGCCUCCCCACUCUCCUUGGCUGCCCUGGCCAGCGUGUCCUCCCCUCCCGGCGCUUCCCUGGUGGGACUGAACGCGAGCGAGGGUUCGGAGCAGCCCUCGCCGGAGCGGCUGCCGGGCUCGCCCUCGGAGAGGCAGCUGGCGGUGGACGAGAAGAUCCUCAACCGCUUGUUCUGGUACUUUUCGGCGUGUGAGAAGUGUGUGCUGGCACAGGUGUGCAAGGCGUGGCGGCGGGUGCUUUACCAGCCCAAGUUCUGGGUGGGCUUGACACCCGUCCUGCACACCAAAGAGCUCUACAACAUCCUGCCUGGUGGGGAGAAGGAGUUUGUCAGCCUACAGGGCUUCGCCGUCCGUGGCUUUGACGGCUUCUGCCUCGUGGGCGUCUCUGACCUGGACAUUUGUGAGUUCAUUGACAACUACCCCCUCUCCAAGAAGGGAGUCAAGUCCAUGAGCCUCAAGAGGUCGACCAUCACAGAUGCGGGGUUGGAGGUGAUGCUGGAGCAGAUGCAGGGCGUGGUGCGGCUGGAGCUGUCGGGCUGCAACGACUUCACGGAGGCGGGGCUGUGGUCCAGCCUAAACGCCCGGAUCACGGCCCUGAGUGUCAGCGACUGCAUCAACGUGGCCGACGACGCCAUCGCCGCCAUCUCGCAGCUCCUGCCCAACCUCACCGAGCUCAACCUGCAGGCCUACCACGUGACGGACACGGCGCUCGCCUACUUCACCGCCAAGCAGGGCUACACCACCCACACCCUGCGCCUCAACUCCUGCUGGGAGAUCACCAACCAUGGUGUGGUCAACAUGGUGCACAGCCUGCCCAACCUGAGCGUCCUCAGCCUCUCGGGCUGCUCCAAGGUGACGGAUGACGGGGUGGAGCUGGUGGCUGAGAACCUGCGGAAGCUGCGCAGCCUCGACCUCUCCUGGUGCCCUCGUAUCACCGACAUGGCCCUGGAGUACAUCGCCUGCGACCUGCACAAGCUGGAGGAGCUGGUGCUCGACAGGUGCGUGCGGAUCACCGACACCGGCCUCAGCUACCUGUCCACCAUGUCGUCCCUGCGGAGCCUCUACCUGCGCUGGUGCUGCCAGGUGCAGGAUUUUGGCCUGAAGCACCUCCUGGGCAUGAGCAGCCUGCGUCUCCUCUCGCUGGCUGGUUGUCCCUUGCUGACCACCACGGGGCUGUCGGGGUUGGUGCAGCUGCAGGAGCUGGAGGAGCUGGAACUCACCAACUGUCCCGGGGCCACCCCGGAGCUCUUCAAAUACUUCUCGCAGCACCUCCCGUGCUGCAUGGUGAUCGAGUAGCGCCGGGUCCAGCUGCCCGCUCCCGCGCCCACCCCGGCCACCAUCGCCCACCCCAUCUCCUCCCGGCCGCUGGGGGACACGAGAGAUGCCCUUGCUUCCAGCUGACCCCGGACAAGCCCCACACCGACUCCCCCGAGGGACAGGGGGCUCCGGGGGGAGAUGGGGGACGGCGGAGCCCCCCCGGGUAUGAUGUAAAUUCCCCCCACACCGCCGCCAUCGCCCGUUCUCCUCCCAGUGUCCUGCCAAGCCCUUCCGGACAGACGGACGGACAUCAUGGAAACCUAAAGUGGGAAGGCGACGCUGUGUGACCCCCCGGCCGCAUCCUGCUCCCCUCGCCCCGGUGCCGAGCGGGCACACGGCCCUGACACCAAGGAUACUCCUGAGGACCAAAGGAUGCUCCCAGGGAUGGACGAGAGGAGGAUGCUUAUUUUUGGCACCCGUGGGUGGCGGCGGAGGCUGAAUGGGUCCCCUCGCACCCCCGGAGCGGGUCACCGAGCCCACCCACCCGUGCUGUGUGUCCCCCCCAGCCCCCAGCCCUGCCUUUGGGGCGCUUUCUCCUGGUGAAUAGGAUGUUCCUCUCCGCCCGCCCACCGCCCUCGCAUGCUCGCUUGCUUCAGUCUCGUGCUACGGCAGGUUUCGGGGUACCCGGGGGCACGGUGACAAGUGACAGCCCCCCUUAGCCCCUCCACACGGCCGGACCCUGCCCAGGGAGCCAGGCUCUCCUGGCCAGCACCUCCCUCGUCCUGGGGGAUGGAGGAGGAGCGGCCCAUCCGUCUGGGAUGGGACAUCCCGGGGGACCGGGGAUCAGGGACAGGGCUGAGCCACCACGGGAACCGCCAGCACCGAGAAAAGGCAGGAGGUGGCACCCAGGACACACUGCCACCGCCACUGCUCCUCCAGCUGAAAAGCCAUCGCCCCGACGCCCGUGGCACGGGUGGGACCCCGGGCUGAGCCGAGCCGGGACCGAGCCGGGACGGGGCUGGGUGCCCGCGGGGACCCAGCGCACGAGGGGGCUCGGUGGCCGUCCCGGGGCAUCGCCCGCUGCCACAGCAGCGCCGGGAGGAGUGUGGGCAUGGAUAUGGACAUGGACACGGGCACGGGCAGGGACACGGACACGGACACGCUUUCGGUUUGUUUUGCCUUUGUACCGGCCGGGAAGGAACUGCUGCACCAAC
This is a messenger RNA of Chiroxiphia lanceolata (lance-tailed manakin), 3160 nucleotides long. RefSeq names its product F-box and leucine rich repeat protein 16 (gene FBXL16). Gene Ontology annotation, molecular function: protein binding. The record is from RefSeq and is a predicted model, not a curated record. The transcript has 6 exons. Gene Ontology annotation, cellular component: SCF ubiquitin ligase complex. NCBI's taxonomy places the organism in Eukaryota, Metazoa, Chordata, Aves, Passeriformes, Pipridae. Gene Ontology annotation, biological process: SCF-dependent proteasomal ubiquitin-dependent protein catabolic process. The coding region runs from base 483 to 1985 and encodes 500 amino acids.